AUGCGCCGGUCGAUACAGGACUUGGUCUCGAGCAUAGACCCGGGUGUGCGGAUCGAGCCUGAGGUGGAGGACCUUUUGUUACAAGUCGCGGACGAGUUCAUUGACUCGGUGACGAACUUUGGGUGCCGAUUAGCUAAGCACCGGGGCGGGGACACGCUGGAGGUCAAGGACCUGCAACUGCAUCUUGGUAAGGACCCGGCCAGAAUGUCGUGGAGUACGUUCGCUGACAGGUGCUUUUAG
Molecule: messenger RNA, 240 nt
Organism: Coniophora puteana RWD-64-598 SS2
Lineage: Eukaryota; Fungi; Basidiomycota; Agaricomycetes; Boletales; Coniophoraceae
Product: transcription initiation factor
Exons: 2
Coding region: 1-240 (79 amino acids)
Biological process (GO): DNA-templated transcription initiation; RNA polymerase II preinitiation complex assembly
Cellular component (GO): transcription factor TFIID complex; SAGA complex; SLIK (SAGA-like) complex
Molecular function (GO): TBP-class protein binding; DNA binding; protein heterodimerization activity
Source: RefSeq, a predicted model, not a curated record